UACUUUUAAAUGUUGUUUCAUUCUAUUCUCCAUCAAAUUAAGUUAUACUGACAAUAAGACCCAAAAUAAUGGUUUCAAUUUAGAAGAUUGUUUUGUUGCCUCUAAUUAGUAUUAAUGUUGUAUCCCAAAUCUUGUCUGUUUAGUUAGGCAAUAAGGUAUUGUAGUCCGAACAAGAAUGACACCACCCUCAAGUCACCAUACAGACUAAACCAGUUGUGUUUAUACAGAUAUCAAUUGUUAAGGCUUCACCCAUUGUUCUGAGAUGAACUUCUGUCUAUUUAUGUGUGCUGAUAAAUAACAAGUGUUAUUAUUGUUUUCAUUGAGAGUUAUGAAUCUUACAUCGGUAGCAGUGUUUAUAUGAACACUGUAGCUUGUUUCUAACAAUAACAUAGCAUAAUACCUAAUGGCCUAUUAUCAUGUCAAAUACAUCUGAAAACAUGACAACCUGAGUUAUUAGACAUGUGUUUUUCUUCACACACACACACACACACACACACACACACACACACACACACACACACACACACACACACACACACACACACACAGACACAGACACAGACACACACACACACACACACACACACACACACACACACACACACACACACACACACACACACACACACACACACACACACACACACACACACACAUACACACAGACACAAUUGCUUGUCCAUUUACCCUUCAUUGCAAAUGAAACAAGAGUAGCUGAGAACUCAAUUAGGAUGGGCUUUGAUCAGCUGUCCGCUUAAAAAUAACCAUCUCUACAGAGCUUUAAAUAGCAGUUGUAAAUGUGUGUAUAUUGUUCCAGAUUCCCAAGGAAGAUGAGGAGAACGUUUGAGGCCAGAAUGACCCCUUCCUAUGUAAUAUUUCCGUUUGAUCCUCUUUCCAAUCGUGCUAUGGGUUGACUAUUACAUUAAUACUAAAUUUGUCAAUAUAAACAUAGUAGUAGCAGUAGCCAUAUGCUACUAUAGGUCUUACCUAAUAUACAAAGUAAAGUAAAUUAAUAGUCACUCACAACAGAUUGCCUAUAGCAAGAAGGCCACCCACUGCGCAUUGUCAUUGCAAAACGCAGUUAUGCCUCAUCAUGCAUCAUGUGUGCUGUGCCUACUUGUUUCAGUUAGCAGGUGUUUGCAGGCAGCAGUGUGAGGGCACCGUCCGUUUGGAUCGCGACCGGUGCGACUUAACGGUGUGCAUUAAACGACGGCGCAAACACCACGGCGUCGCUUAUUCACUCAUCUUUCCUCAAUUCGCUCUAGCAGACGUUUGAUUGGCUGCCAAUGACAUCAUGCUCUCGCACACGGGACUCUCCAGCACCGAACGCCGUUCAAUUGACAAUCCCCGCCAACCAAAGACGAUGACGAUUCGACAACAACCCUCCCAUCACUGGUCUGGCGCUCACUGUAUGCCGCGGAUGAAUUGAAUAUUAAUGAAGCCGUGGAUUGGUUAGUAUACGUGUCAAUCCCAGAGCGGGACUUCUGUAGGUUGUCCGAGUUCCCUCAGUAUUAUUACUGGGGGAGCCACCGGGUAAAAGUCAAAAUGUUGCCCAUCUACAUCACCGGGACGAACUGAACAGAGGCAGCGUUUUUCCGCGACGGGGAAUAAUAUCCGUUUAUACUGCACGCAAGGCAUAACACAACGUUGAAGAAUAAUUGUCUAGCCACAACCUCAUCCCGUUGUUUGCCUCCUGUUGUGCUCUCCUGACAGUGCUGCGUUGACUUCUCCGUGUCCGUCCCGCCCUCGGCCUUCCCCAUGCCUCCAUCUCCUCUAGACGACAGAAUAGUGGUGGCGCUGCCCAGGCCGGUCCGACCUCAGGAACUCCAACUGCGCCUGGACGCCAGCUACCUGGACGCCAUCGCCAUCAACAGCGGUGGCGGCAGCGGCAGCAGCAGCAGCAGCAGCAGCAGCAGUAGUAGCCGUCGUACCAGCAGCACUAGCAUCAGUAGCAUCAGUACUAGCAUCAGUAGCAUCAGUAGCACCAGCAGCGGCGGCGGCGGCGGCGGCAAGACCAUCGUCAGCAGCACCACGCUGGUCCAGAUCCGAUCGACGACCGAUCUCGUGACGUAUAUGCCCUCAUCCAACGGCUCUACGCGCUCCUUGUCGUGUGGCUGCAGCAGUGCCAGCUGCUGCUCCGUCAGCACCUAUGAGAGGGACGCACGCGCUCAUGCCCACCACGGCCACCACCACGCCCCCAGCCAGGUGAGCGCCAGCAGCCCCAACCUCAGCUAUGCGGGGCCGUCCUCCCCCAGCCCGGCGCCCACGGCGCUGGGCAGCCACGGGGCCGGGAGCACCCCCAGCCUCAGCUCCACCGGCCCGCCCCGGGCCCAGCACUCCUUCCGGGUCAUCCACCCCAACGAACUGGCCCGGCGGCUGGCCUGCUGCCCCGUGGGCCACCCGGUGGCGGGGCCCCUGCCCGUCAUCGUGGACUGCCGGCCCUUCACGGAAUACAACAAGGGCCACGUGCGCGGCGCCGUGCACAUCAACUGCUCGGACAAGAUCAGCCGGCGGCGGCUGCAGCAGGGCAAGGUCACGGUGCUGGAGCUGGUGUCCUGCCGCGAGGCCAAGGACUCCUUCAGGGGGGGGGUCUUCGCGCGCGACCUGGUGGUGUACGACGACAGCACGUCCGACCCGGCGCGGCUGGCCCCCUCGCAGCCCCUCAGCGUGGUGCUGGAGUCCCUGAGGAGGGAGGGCAAGGACCCCAUCGUCCUCAAAGGGGGCCUCCACGCGUUCAGGCAGUGCCACGAGCACCUCUGCGACCACUCGCUGCGGCUCCACGAGGGGCCAAACGGCGGCGGCGGCGGCGGGCCCGGGGCGGCGGCGGCGUUGGCCGGCCACGCCGUCGGGCCGCUGCCGUCCAUGCCGGACAUCGAGAACGCCGAGCUCACCGCCAUCCUGCCCCUCCUGUACCUGGGCAACGAGCGGGACGCGCGGGACCUGGCCAUGCUGCGGCGCGCCAACAUCGGCUUCGUGCUCAACGUCACCACGCACUUGCCGCUGUUCCACUACGACACCGGCCUGUUCUGCUACAAGCGGCUGCCCGCCACCGACAGCAACAAGCAGAACCUGCGCCAGUACUUUGAGGAGGCCUUUGAGUUCAUCGAGGAAGCACACCAGGCCGGGAUGGGCCUGCUGAUCCACUGCCAGGCGGGCGUGUCGCGCUCGGCCACCAUCGUCAUUGCCUACCUGAUGAAGCACACCUGGAUGACCAUGACCGACGCCUACAAGUUUGUGAAGGCGCGCCGGGCCAUCAUCUCCCCAAACCUCAACUUCAUGGGUCAGCUGCUGGAGUUCGAGGAGGACCUGAACAGCGGCAUCACGCCUCGCAUCCUCACGCCCAAACUCAUGGGGGUGGAGACCAUGGUCUGAGGCACCCCGUCUCCAACCCGUUGUUUCUUCUUCCUCCACCACCACCACCACCACCAACAAUAACCACAACAACAAAGAAAUCACACACACACACACACACACACACACACACACACACACACACACACACACACACACACACACACACACACACACAUACACACACACACACACACACACACAGAGACACAAACACACCCAUGCACCUCCAGGCUCUGGAGUUCUCUUGAUUGGGUAUUGUGGGGUUUGGAGGGGGGUGGGGGAAACGUCUCCCGGUCUUCUUGGACCUUCUGUGGAGAGGGAUUACAGGCAACAGGUUUGAUUGCUGAGGGGAAGAAAUGCCAUAAAAACUGAAUACAAAAAAUACCCCCCCACUCCCCCUCCCGUCUGGACCUGCCUGAGGCCAGUGGGUCAGAUGGACACGCAGAAGACAGAGAGAGAGAAAGAGGGUGAAAGAGAAACGGAUCAUGGAUUUGGAGGCUGUGCGUGCCAUGCAAGAUAGAAGGGAAACAGAAAAGAAAUGUAUAUUUAAAGAAUUCCUAAAAUAAUAAUGAAAUACAUGCAAGAAUUUAUUGCAGGCUUAGUCCAGCUACAGACUCUGGUUCACACUGUGGCGCACAAUUUCUCUUCUUGAAGACCCAAGAGUAGGCUGGCCACAGCAGUGCUUGCCUGCCACACACACACACAACUAUAAACACACACACACACACAAACAUACAUAAACGCACGCACACACACACACACACACACACACACGCACACACACACACACACACACACACACACACACACACACACACACACACACACACACACACACACACACACACACACACACACACACACACACACACACACACACACACACACACAAAGAGAACGACAAAGACUUGUUUGGUGUGCUGAUGUAUUUGAUCUAUUUUUAUACAGGGGUUUUUGGGGGGGUGACCACGACAAGUCCAUAGUGGCUUACUGUGCAAUAAUUUCAAGGUGAAAUGCUUGAGUGCUUGAUCUUAUACUGUAUGUAUAUAUCGGUCAUUACUUUUUUUUUGCUUUCUGCUGGAAUACCAGUUUGAUGUUACUGUACUAUUACCGUUGCUAUCUUGUCUGUUAUAUCAGUCCAUGUUGAUGGUGCAUUCACAAAUGCUGUAAUAUUUGAUAUGGAGGUGAAUACGAUUGGCAAAUGGUUCUCUAUUUUUCAGUUGUGAAGUCGCGCUUUAUCCGCGUGUUCAUCCAUCAUCCGGGCGUAUUUGUUUUAAAAAAGUAGAAAAAAAAAACAGAACCACCGAUUUAAUUUGGCUGCUCGUGUGUCUCCGGUAUAUGUGUAUUUCUUCCAUUCCUGCCUCCUUUACUCUUAAUGACCCAGUGCAGUGAUACCUUUUGAUUAAAGCGACGUGAGGGGAGCCGUGCUGAGCGCAUGGCUCCCAGUAGAGAGAGAGGCAGGUCUGUAAUUAAAGAGUGUUUAACUAUCAUAGGGCUAACGGGGAUCGCUGUGCCAGUAGAACAAGGGACUCUUCUGACUCUUGCUUCAUCUGCUAUUUCUAGCUCCAAUUCACUUUUAGAACCCCCCCCCCCCUCCCCCUGGUAUCUUCUAACACUGUUGUUUUAUUUGUAUUGUAUUCUGUUAUUUUCCUCCUGUAUACAACCGUACGAAUAUGUUUUUAUUUAACAUUCAUCACAGAGUAGCAAAAGCUACUCUCCGCUUCGAGUACCAACCAGAAUGCAGCAAAUGUCUCUGCGCCUUCGGUCAGGGUUGACAGAGGCAGAGUAGCGUACCAUACCAAACCCCUUGUCUCACAUGCAUCGAUCGGCCCUUUAUUACCCCCAGCCCCAACCCCCCGGCCCUGCCCCCGCCGCUACAGUGAAACGGGGCGCCCAUGAACCGCCUUCCACAGGCGAGAGCUGCUGUACCCCUGCUGUCCCAGUGCCUCUAUCGAUGCCUUAACCCACCUGGUGGGACCCCCGUGGGCUUCAUGUGCCCCACCUCAACCAAUGACACGCGCACACAGAGAAAACACAAUUAUGACCCGGACCCCUUCUCCUUCAGAUAUAGAAGAGACACAAACCAAGAAACGCUGGUUUCACACAGUCUCUUGUUUUCAUAUGCAGGAUCCUUCAUACCUAACGGGGGUGAUGGCCUCAAGCAUACACUCAAUGGAGAAUACGAUUGAAUAGUAAAUAGUGGGAUGUCGACAUUAGGUCUUCUGACAUUGGGUCACAUGCAUUUAGCCAAUAGGCCCUUUUCACAGAAGUGUCAUCGCAGGACAAACACAGACCACAGCUCAGGGCCCUCACUAUAGGUCGGCUUCUUUGUGUACACGUAGUAGACUGAACUAGUGUAGAUGACACGCAUUGACCAUUGCUGGUGCUUUAACACAUAAAUGCAACACCAGCCGAUCUACCCAAUGUUAAUGUUGGGCUACACCUGUAUUUACCCUAUGAUGACAUCUCUGUGAAAAUGGUCCAUGGUGAUUGUGUGUCAUCUUCACCAGUUUGGUCUACUACCCGUGCCAGUACAUAAAAGUAGCAGACCAGUAUUUUGUGUUAAGAGCGAUUCCUGUGUUUAUCUUACGAUGACACCUCUGUGAAAAGGCUCUAUUUGCAUGUUAGCCUAACUUGUCCUUGUUCACUCUCAGUCGCAAACAUCCAGAUUAGCUGUGAGCCAAAUCUUAAAAAAAAUCAUGACACCUGUUUUUCAGUUUUUUCUCUGUAAUUCCAAUGUCAACACACGCUGACUAUGUUGCCCGCUGUCAAUCAAACCACUUCAAAAUGUUUACAAGAUGAAUACUGUGUGAUGCUAACGGGUGCUAGCGGGUAGAAGGAGGCUACGCACAACUUUCACCCAACUCGGUGUACAUAGUGUAAAGACUCGCCUUUGCCACGGUGAGUGUGCAUGUGCAUGCAGCUUAACCAAGCCUCUCAAUAUCAAUUAAUCACCAUUAACCAUGUAUGGAUAUGAUAAUAGAAGGCCUAUACAGUAGGCUAUGCCAUUUCCUCUUAACUAAAACAAUUAGAAUGAACUACCACAAACAUGUUUGAAAUACCUGAAAAAGAACAGGGAGGAAGUGAGCCUAACUUAGUGGAAUCUUUGAAUUCAUAAAAGCGUACAGAUUUCAGAGGGCCUCAUAGUUAAAAAUUCAACAAGGAGCUGGGAAACGCAUAGACUUCAGCCACCCAAUCCCUAAAGCAAAUGCUCCUGCUAUGCAAAUGAAGUGACAGCACGUCCUAUAGCCCGGGCUACUUUACUACAACGACGGUGCCGUCUUCCUCCAAGUAUCACUUGAAACGUGCUAUAUGCAUUUAUUAUAUUGUAUUCAUUUCUGUAAUUCUUAAUGAGAUACGGGGUAUUAUGGCAACUUGAACAAACCCUCUGUGAUUGUAUUUCUUUUUAAGGCAUUUAAAAAUAGCUGUGUGUUUACCCCAGCACCUGUUUAAUCUUUUGGUUGUCAUUGGCGUGUGAGUGCCAUGUCUGUUUUGGUGCUUUCCAAAUUAAUGUAUAGGGAUGAUCUGAAAAUGUAUGACCAUUUGCAAAAAAAAAGAGCCAACUUUGGAUCUUGGACCCACCCCCUUUGGCUCGGUAGUUCGUCCCGGGAUCAGUUUGUUUAGUGUGAUUCUGUAGAUGGUUGUACCUGUUCUUGAUACGAGUGCUACUGUAAAUGAGUCUCUCUCGUUUCGGAAUACAAUGCAUGCAAGGGAAUGAGGGGACACUCACACACUCUCAUCAUGGUGCUGCACCCCCCCCCCCACCCUCACACACACACACACACACACACACACACACACACACACACACACACACACACACACACACACACACACACACACACACACACACACACACACACACAUACGCAUUCACACACACAUACAUAAACAUACAGCAUUUAAUCACACACACAAACAAACCCUUUACACAUUAACAGGCAGAGAAAUACACACACCUCUUGUCUAUGACCCAAGUGAGAACGUUUGAAGAGGCAUCAUGGCAAGCCACGCCCUAUUAUUAUUGUUCCCAAAAUAAAGUUGGCGGUGGCGGUGAAUUGAUCCCGUUCCACUGCAGCACUGUAGUCCACCACUAGACUUCAGGGGCCCCUGCUUUGGGCUCCUCUGUUCCCCGGUCUUUGCUCUACAGGUGUAUGUAACUUUCUAUGUGUCCCUACAAGUAAAUGCUUUAAGUAUAUACAGUACCUAUAAAUAUCUAUCUAUUUUCUUUGUAUGCCUAUAGCUAUAAAGAUCUAAAUAUAUAUAUAGAUAUAUAAAUAUAUAUAUAUACAUUACUAUUUUUGCACUGAGCUAUCAACAGCUGAAAUCGUUUUGGUUGUUUGUUGUUGAUCUUUUUUCCACAAAGGGUGCUAUUAUAACGGAGGCCUUCUCCCUCACCUUUAUUUGAUUUCUUUUGUUUUGCAUGUCUUGCUCAAGGGUCCCUUCGGCUGGAUCUGGGCGUCCACCCUCUCUUUCUCCUUCUCUUUGAAAUGGCUGCCGUGGGGGGUCAUUUUGUGAAUUUGUAAUUCCUACCUGUGAGGUUUGAAAUAAACAGGGUGUGGAGCAGGAGUGUAGUUUUUCUCGAGUCCUGUGGAUUUGAUUCUGGGCUGUAACACUGGAAUCGCAUUUUUAUUUUUAUGUUCAUCCCUAGAUGUUGCCGUGUCAAAAACAAACAAAUCCAUAAUAUUUUAUCUGGCUUGUAUAUCAGAGGUUAUCAAAGACUAUGAAUAUUUAUACGUAUCUUUCAACAAUGUGUCUUAAAGGGGACAUAUUUUACCACCAGGUGUGAGUGUGAUUAGCCUUACAAGCCGAUGAUAUAUAUCUAAAUAAAUAUAUAUAGAUAUAUAUCUGAUAUAUUGUGUUAAGAAUUUAACAUGUGAUUAUAAGUCUUUGGCAAUUGCAAUACAGUGUUAACACUGUAUUGCAAUGUGUUGCAAGAAGGAGUCCCAGAAUUGGCUAGGUUUAUGACUUAUAAUCACAUGUUAAAUUCUUAAAAUUAUAUAUCAGAAACAGGGCCAUUUUUACAUCCUGUUUGAGUGGCAGAAGAGAGCAGUAGUUGUCCCGCUACUCCCCUGCAAUCAGCCAUGUGUUGUUGUGGCCCUGUAUUUACUCAGCUCUGAUGCCUGCUUGGCUUUGGGCGAGUGAGUGAGUGUGUGUGUUUAUUUGUACAUUCAUCAUAUUGUGUGUUUGUGUGUGUGUGUGUGUAUGUGUGUGUGUGUGUGUGUGUGGAGACAGACCUUGGGGGUCAAGUUCUCUCCCCUCCUUAGGGACAAGCACCAUUUUUUUUCCCUCUUGUUUAUUUCUUUAUUUUUAAA
Molecule: messenger RNA, 8669 nt
Organism: Gadus chalcogrammus (walleye pollock)
Lineage: Eukaryota; Metazoa; Chordata; Actinopteri; Gadiformes; Gadidae
Gene: dusp10
Product: dual specificity phosphatase 10
Exons: 4
Coding region: 1759-3372 (537 amino acids)
Biological process (GO): protein dephosphorylation; negative regulation of JUN kinase activity
Cellular component (GO): cytoplasm; cytosol
Molecular function (GO): MAP kinase tyrosine/serine/threonine phosphatase activity; protein tyrosine/threonine phosphatase activity
Source: RefSeq, a predicted model, not a curated record